Molecule: messenger RNA, 641 nt
Organism: Saprolegnia diclina VS20
Lineage: Eukaryota; Oomycota; Saprolegniomycetes; Saprolegniales; Saprolegniaceae
Exons: 1
Coding region: 1-630 (209 amino acids)
Source: RefSeq, a predicted model, not a curated record
AUGACGAAUACACCCACGACCGAGCUCUUCACGGUGGCCGAGAUCCACUUUAUCUGCAGCGCGUUUGCACCCAGCGGCUCGACACUCGAGCUCGAGCCGGCACACGUGACCGACGUCGCCGCCAUCGACCUCGGCAGCGCCUUCGAGCCCGCUUUUGUCUGCCUUGUGGACGGCUGUGCCACAUCCAUUCCGUGGCGGCGAGGCCACUGCAAGCUCCAUGGUGGCACCAAGCGCUGCAGCCACGCGGGCUGUCCGCGCGGCCCGCAGAAAGGCGGCUUUUGCAUCGCCCAUGGGGGCGGUCGUCGCUGCUCGAUGGACGGCUGCACCAAGGCCGUGCAGACGCUUGGGCUCUGCAAGGCGCAUGGCGGCGGCAUCCGGUGUUCGGUCGACGGCUGUGACAAGAGCUCGCAAGGGGGCGGGCAUUGCCGGAAACACGGUGGCGGCAAGCGCUGUGCGUCGCCCGGCUGCCUCAAAGGCGUGCAGCGCGGCCAGUUUUGCGCCAAGCACGGCGGGUUCCGCCACUGCCUUGUUGCAGGAUGUCCCCGCACCGACCGCGGCGGCGGCCUCUGCGAUACCCACCGCAUCCAAACCAAGUCGUCUUGUCACGAGAUGUCGGUGCUCCACAUCUAGUGGUAGCCCGC